This is a messenger RNA of Exophiala viscosa, 465 nucleotides long. Its product is annotated as Mago nashi protein. The transcript has 5 exons. Gene Ontology annotation, cellular component: exon-exon junction complex; nucleus. Gene Ontology annotation, biological process: RNA splicing. The record is from RefSeq and is a predicted model, not a curated record. The coding region runs from base 1 to 465 and encodes 154 amino acids. Lineage: Eukaryota; Fungi; Ascomycota; Eurotiomycetes; Chaetothyriales; Herpotrichiellaceae.
AUGUUCUUUUCUCCACGAGAAAUACUGACCCGGCGCAGUUCAGGCCACUCCGGCAGAUUUGGCCAUGAGUUUCUAGAAUUCGACUUUCGCACUAUCGGUGACGGUCGAAGCGCGACAGCCAGAUAUGCCAACAAUUCCAAUUACCGCAACGACUCGCUCAUUCGUAAAGAGAUGUGUGUCAGCGCCCUCCUCAUUUCCGAAAUCAAGCGCAUCAUUAAGGACAGCGAAAUCAUGAAGGAAGAUGACUCCCGAUGGCCGCAGAAGAACAAGGAUGGAAGACAAGAGCUGGAGAUAAGGCUUGGAAGCGACCACAUCCAAUUCGAGACAGCAAAGAUUGGCUCUCUGGGCGAUGUUACGGACUCGGCCGACCCAGAAGGGCUUCGCGUGUUUUACUACCUGGUGCAGGAUCUCAAGGCCUUGGUGUUUUCAUUGAUUUCGCUUCAUUUCAAGAUCAAGCCAAUCUAA